This is a messenger RNA of Chara braunii, 1183 nucleotides long. The record is from the annotation of a GenBank genome assembly. NCBI's taxonomy places the organism in Eukaryota, Viridiplantae, Streptophyta, Charophyceae, Charales, Characeae.
GCCGAGGAGGUGAUGCUUGAUCUCAAACGUAACUCCUCUUCUCUUCGUUACCAUGCUCCUCGCACUGUUGAUUUCACAACUAUGUAUACCAAUCUUCCUCAUGACCGUAUUUGUCAUAAUGUUUCAAAAGCGGUCGAGGAAGCCUAUGCAUAUGCCUUACAACAACACACACAGGGGCGCACACAUCCUCCUACCCUUAACAUGAUUGCUAAAGGGCCUCGUCAAGGGGAGUGGACGAUUGAUACCGGACCAAACACCUUGACCGUUUCCCAAAUUCUUGAGCAUCUCCAUUUCAUUGUCACAAACACUUAUCUUUAUGCAGCGGACGACACCUUGCGACAUCAGUUGAUUGGCAUCCCGAUGGGGACUAAUUCUGGUCCGGAGAUAGCUAAUUUGACGUUGUAUUGGGAUGAGGCUCGAUUUGUCGAUGACCUCCAGCGGCGUGAUCUUCGCGCAGCUCAACGGUAUGUGUUCACAUACCGCUUGAUCGAUGAUGUUCUCUCAUGGGGACAUCUGCCACCACCGUCAGAGCACUAUGGCCUCGAAUGGAAGGAGACCACAACGCCUGAUGGCUCUUGCACAUUCUUGGGUGCACGCCUCCAAGUCCGCCCUGACGGCUCCCUGCGUACGAGUGUCUUUGACAAAGCAGCUGAAUGGAAUUUCCCUGUUAUUCGAACUCUGGCGCGGAGUGCCACAGCAUUUGGGGUGUCGCAAGUUUGUAUAGUUGGCCAUAAAGCAUUUCACACUUUUGGCAGUCAUGGUGCGGCAGAUUACGUCGACUUCAUUCAUUUUCACACUUUAAAUGAUGCCUGUUGUUAUCUCAAGGAAGAUCGUGGCUGCGACAUCUGUGGAGUGGAGAUAAUGGAAGGGGCACAUCCUGUGCAUCUGCACCCUUUCAAGCGCAGUACGGCAUUUCUUCUUGGUAACGAGAUUCAGAGACGCAAUCCAAUCCUCUUUGCUGGUGCGACCUCGCCCCAGGUGGUAGAAGCCAGCCCCUACAGAUCGCUGAGAUAUGGGGUGGCCUCGGAGAGGGCGACAUUGAGCACGGCCCUGGUGUCCAGCUACAGAGUGCUCCUCGCUGAUCGUCCUAGCUGGGAGAAGAAGAUCAAGACCCUGAAGGAAAAGCACGAGGUCUUCUCGGUGGGCAAUUAGACUUGAACACCUUGUCGCAAAGCGUGACGAC